Hevea brasiliensis (rubber tree) is the source of this 823-nucleotide messenger RNA. RefSeq names its product photosystem I reaction center subunit II, chloroplastic-like. The transcript has a single exon. NCBI's taxonomy places the organism in Eukaryota, Viridiplantae, Streptophyta, Magnoliopsida, Malpighiales, Euphorbiaceae. The record is from RefSeq and is a predicted model, not a curated record. Gene Ontology annotation, biological process: photosynthesis. Bases 105 to 722 code for a protein of 205 amino acids. Gene Ontology annotation, cellular component: photosystem I; photosystem I reaction center.
UCAUCUGAAAAGUGAAAAUCAUCCAUCCGAUCUUUCUUACUCGGCGAAACUGAUAAAACAGAAAUACCCGCAAAAUAUUUUCCUCCUUCAAACCUUGCAAGAUCAUGGCAACCCAGGCAGGUCUGUUCACCCCAGCCAUUACUGCUCCAAAUUGCAGUAAGCCAUGGAAACCAACCUCUUCCUUCUCAUUCACCACUCCCAAGCCUCUCACCUUCUCCACCACUCAAAGAUCUCUCAAAGUUGCCGCUGCUGAAGAGAAAACUGAAGCUCCUACAAAAGAGGCUCCAGUUGGCUUCACCCCACCAGAAUUGGACCCAAACACACCCUCACCAGUCUUCGGUGGCAGCACUGGAGGGCUGUUGCGCAAGGCUCAAGUUGAAGAAUUCUAUGUUAUCACAUGGGAUUCACCAAAAGAACAAAUCUUUGAGAUGCCUACUGGAGGUGCAGCUAUUAUGAGGCAAGGGCCUAACUUGCUUAAGUUGGCUAGGAAGGAGCAGUGUUUGGCUCUUGGUACUAGAUUGAGAUCCAAAUACAAGAUCAAGUACCAGUUUUAUAGGGCAUUUCCUAAUGGAGAGGUUCAAUAUCUUCACCCCAAAGACGGAGUUUAUCCUGAGAAAGUGAACCCAGGCCGCCAAGGAGUUGGACAGAAUUUCAGAUCCAUCGGAAAGAACGUUAGUCCCAUUGAGGUCAAGUUCACUGGCAAGCAAGUUUAUGAUAUAUGAAGCAGCUAGCCAUAUAUAUAUAUAUGGAUCCCUCCGUUUCUUGGAUCAUUGAUGUACUUCUUCAUGUUCAUAGAAAUGCUUGAAAUCUGAACAUUUUUAUA